AUUCUGAAAAGUGGGAUGAAAGCCACAUCGGUGGUCUUCAUCAUCAUCUGCUGCUUCAUCAUCCUCGAGAACAUGUUUGUUCUGCUGACUAUUUGGAAAACCAAGAAAUUCCACAGGCCGAUGUACUACUUUAUUGGUACCUUGGCGCUCUCAGAUUUGCUGGCGGGAGUGGCGUACAUCGACAUCCUUCUGUCCGGCUCCACCACUUACACCCUCACUCCUGCCCAGUGGUUUCUCAGAGAAGGAAGCAUGUUCGUGGCUUUGUCCGCUUCAGUCUUCAGCCUGCUGGCUAUUGCGAUUGAGCGAUAUAUUACCAUGUUGAAGAUGAAGCUCCAUAACGGCAGCAAUAGUCUCCGCUCCUUCUUGCUCAUCAGCGGCUGUUGGGUCAUCUCUGUGAUAUUAGGGGGUCUCCCUAUUAUGGGGUGGAAUUGCAUUGGCUUCCUGGAGAACUGCUCCACCGUGUUGCCUCUUUAUCAUAAGCAUUAUAUCCUUUUUUGCACCAGUAUAUUUACGGGCCUCUUAUUGGCCAUUGUGAUCCUUUACUGUAGGAUCUACAUCUUGGUAAGGACAAGGAGCCGUAGGCUGACUUUCCGGAAGAAUGUGGCCAAAGCUACCCGGAGCUCGGAGAAGUCACUGGCUCUGCUGAAGACGGUGAUUAUUGUUUUAAGUGUGUUCAUUGUCUGCUGGACCCCUUUGUUUCUUCUGUUGCUGGACUUGAGGUGUAAAGUCAAGGCGUGCCCCAUCCUCUUCAAGGCUGAAUAUUUCUUAGUACUAGCAGUUGUGAACUCAGCCACCAAUCCGAUCAUCUACCACGCUUACCAACAAGGAGAUGAGAGGGCCUUUAUCAAGAUCGUGUGGUGCUGUACGGUCCCACCACGGACUCUGUGGGCCAAAGUUAAGAGACCCAUCAUCGGAGGGAUAGAAUGCAGCCGAAGCAAAUCUGACAAUUCCUCCCAUCCUCAGAAAGAUGAGGGGGAUCCUCCAGAAACGAUUGUGUCCUCCGGUAAUGUCACCUCAUCGUCUUAAGGAGUUUUUUGGCAAAAUGGAGGCCUGAGCCCUGGAAGGCUGACACGUGGGGAUAGCUCUGCUUGCUUGUCUCCAGGCGGAAGGAGGAGAGUGAGAACGAGUUGGUCUGAAGGGGAAAUGGAGUACUGAUUGGGGUCCAGCUGUUGGCAAUGAGACACAUGGUGUCCGUUGAAAAUAUUCCCUCUCUGGGAGAACGUUGUGUGUUGGUUUGCCCUGAGGCAACUUAGGGUUGCUAGGAAUAUUCAAACUCUAUACAUCUCUGAAAAAAAAUGGACACUUGGAUAAGCAGUGCCUUUGAAUGGGAGUAUGAGUGGGGAAGGAGAGAAAUAUCUUCAAAUGGUUUCCCUCCCCACUCUCCCGCCAGGUAAAACUCCUGAACCCCCGAAACAAAGUUCUUGCUGUAUUGAAUUGACAGUCUUCUUCAGUUAACUCCCUUGGUCAAGGGAAGCAAAUGUGCUAGUAUAUUCUGAGUAAUAGAAAGAGAACUGGGGUGGGAUUUUAUCUCAAGAGUUGUUCCGUUGCAUGUAUCCCGUUGGCACUUAAUCAUCAGUGGAAAGUCAAUGGGAAUUAGGUGCUGGAGACUGCUGUGGGUUACUCCGAGGAACAUAGACCCCCCCCCCAUAUUCCUGGUUGUAGUUGAGUUUUCAAGGGAUUAGUGAGACUGUGAUACGUGUGAAUUAGUCUGGGGCUGUUUGAACUUAAUAGAUGUGUCAUUUGAAACCUUUAAAAAAAGCUGAUAAAUAUGCUGCUUUCAGUAACGAGUUGCAUUUUAAUAACUUUAACAGCAGCAUUAUACACACCGUUUUAACCGUUUAAGAAUGUUAAGAAUGGCCCUGCUGGAGACCUUAAUUUCCUCCAGGCAACUUUGUUAUAUGACCUCCCUUAUCUUAGUGUAGGAUACAUAUUUUUCCUUACUCUUCCUCCUGCCCCCCAUUGAUCAAACAGUUGAACCUGGGGUGCUUGCAAGCAGGAGAUAGAGCCAUAUCCUUCUACUACUUUGUUGGUCUGCAACUAAUAUUUGGAGAUAGGCUGUUCUAACCUAAAGCUCUUCAAAAUUAAUAGCUCUUGAUAUACCAAUUCUCCAUAAAUUUAUUCAUUCCUUUUUUAAAAAACCACUUGAGUUAAUGGCCAUUGCCCUGCCUUAUAACGAAUUAUACGAGAUUAAUUAUGUGCUGUGUAACAAGAUAUUUUCUUUUGUUUUUCUUCUCCUUCCAAUCAACUUCUUAGGAUGAUUUUAUCUGAAUCCUAAUGUUUUUGUGAAGGAUACCCAUUUCCCCUGUUUUCUUUCUACACAGCAUACGGAUUUUCCUAUUUUCUUUUGCUAUGUAAAUGGUUCAUUCGUGGUGGUGAAGUGGUUAGAACGCAGUAUUGCAGGUUAACUCUGCCCACUGCCAGGAGUUUGAUCCUGACCAGCUCAAGGUUG
Thamnophis elegans (Western terrestrial garter snake) is the source of this 2449-nucleotide messenger RNA. RefSeq names its product sphingosine-1-phosphate receptor 1 (gene S1PR1). The record is from RefSeq and is a predicted model, not a curated record. Gene Ontology annotation, biological process: sphingosine-1-phosphate receptor signaling pathway; angiogenesis. NCBI's taxonomy places the organism in Eukaryota, Metazoa, Chordata, Lepidosauria, Squamata, Natricidae. Gene Ontology annotation, cellular component: membrane. Gene Ontology annotation, molecular function: sphingosine-1-phosphate receptor activity.